AUCACUGGUGUUUUUAAAUUUCAAUCAUAAAUUACUUCAAUACACAAGUUAUUUGAAGUUGUUUUAAUUUAUUUCAGGCCACAUAAAUAUUUAAUAAAAUAUGUCUGGGGACCAAAAAGAAAGAAAAAGGAAGGAAAGUAUCUUAGAUUUGUCAAAAUAUUUAGACAAAGCUAUCAGAGUCAAAUUUUCUGGCGGAAGAGAAGCUGCUGGUGUAUUAAAGGGAUAUGAUCCACUUCUGAAUUUGGUUUUAGAUGAUACAACAGAAUAUAUGAGAGACCCCGAUGACCCUUAUAAGUUAACUGAUGAAACAAGGAUGCUUGGUUUGGUUGUGUGCCGUGGAACAUCGGUUGUUCUUAUAUGUCCAGUUGAUGGUAUGGAGAGUAUACCAAACCCUUUCGUUCCACAAGAAUCAUAAAUAAUGGACUAAUUCUAAGUUUAAGAAGAUUAAGUUCUUUCAUACUUAUGUAAAUGAAAAGAAUUUACUUUAUUUAGCUUUAAAAAACUGUUUGUUUAUAAACAUGUAUAUAUAUUAAAAAUCUCCAUUUUUAUUGAGAAGAUAAUAAAUAAUAAUUUUCAGUUA
Messenger RNA from Nezara viridula (southern green stink bug), 580 nucleotides. The record is from the annotation of a GenBank genome assembly. Lineage: Eukaryota; Metazoa; Arthropoda; Insecta; Hemiptera; Pentatomidae.